CGAAUGCGCGCUUCGGAGGCAGUUCCGGAAUGUUGUUAUAAACGGUUAGAGCGCGUCCCGGUUGUCGUCUAGGCUUCGUCUGUCAGUCAGGCGGUCCGUUAGAUCCCGGAAAGAGAGAGAGAGAGAUAGAGAGAGAUAUAUAUUUAGAGAGAGAGAGAGAGAGAGAGAGAGAAAGAGAGAGAGAGAGAGAGAGAGAGAGAGCGAAAGAGAGAGAGAGAGAGAGAAAGAGAUAUAUAUAUAUAUAAAUAUAUAAAUAUAUAUAUAUAUAUAUAUAUAUAGAGAGAGAGAGAGAGAGAGAGAGAGAGAAAGAGAGAGAGGGUUUGAGUAGGGGACGAUGAUGGCAAUAGCGAAGAUACCGUGGCUACUUUUCCUUGAGAUGGGAUUGUACGCCAGUUGCUUCGUUUGUGGAAUCGUCACGGCAGCUUCUCUCACUAUCACACAGGGGAGUUUCAGGGGUCGCUGUAUGCUGUAUGGAACAGUGACCCACAACUCUUCAUCAGACUCCAUAUUGGUCCAGACCUCCAGCUCUCCUUCGCUCUGUUACUUUGUCUCUGCGAUCUCAGUGUGUGUAGCCGUGUUCUGUUUCUCUAUAUCACUAUACUGGAUAUAUACAUGCUGCCUGGAUGGAGGGGUUAACAGAGAGCGUCUAUGGCUGAACGUGACCCUGGUGAUGUGUAGUGUGUUUCUCUUCUUCCUCCUGUUGACGGGCUGUAUGUUGAAGAGAGGAAGAGACUCUCUGUGUGACUCUGUCCUACACACUGUCCCCAACAUCACCAGCUGUGAAGAGGCUCAGUCUAGGACCUGGAUCAGUCCUUACACUGGAACACAGUUCUACACUGGACUAUACAACGCUGGGACUGCGGUGUGGGUGAACUUCUUUUUCUGGAUUCUGAUUGGCGUGCUGGUGGUGAUCCAGAGAGGUCAAGGGUCCGAGUUCAGAAUGACGGUGGCCGACCCCUUAGCCACGCCCUCUGAGACAGAACCUUUCUUCCCACGCCCGGCCCGGCCCCAGUGACUCAUAACGGUCUCGCCUUACGACCUGUUGGCUAGACACAUGUGGAUGUGCGCAAACACAUGACGGAGACACGCAGACACACACACACACACACACACACACACACACACACACACACACACACACACACACACACACACACACACACACACACACACACACACACAACUGCUCCUGGGGUCAGUGUCUAUGCAGAUCUCUGGUUCUGAGUACUGCGCCCCAGUGAGCAUCCAUAGUCCUUUCUCUGUGGUCCCUCCAUCCACAGUCCUUUCUCUGUGGUCCCUCCAUCCACAGUCCUUUCUCUGUGGUCCCUCCAUCCACAGUCCUUUCUCUGUGGUCCCUCCAUCCACAGUCCUUUCUCUGUGGUCCCUCCAUCCACAGUCCUUUCUCUGUGGUCCCUCCAUCCACAGUCCUUUCUCUUCCUAUAUUCAGGGAGAGAGGUGUACAGUAGAUGCGUGACUGUGUGUGUGUGUGUGUGUGUGUGUGUGUGUGACUGACUGACAGGGACAUCAAUCUUCUCAGAUAAUAUCAGUGCCAUGCACUGUGUGUGUCUGUGUGUCCCACUACGGACCACUGCCAAACCAAGACUACUGCACCACAGUCAGCUUUCAGCAACUGUCCUACAGACAGACAGACAGACAGACAGACAGACAGACAGACCUUAUAAUGCCAUCCUGACUACUAAGACACAAAGCAACCAUUUUGUUACUGCGUUCCCUUUCUGCCUGCACUUACUUAGAUUUUUUUUUUAUUAUUAAAAAGCAAACACAUGUAUUUUGUUUGAGUGAAUGAAUUAUUGUUGCCAUUGCUGAUACUGUAUUGUUGAAUCUUUUUACAAAACUUUAUAAAAACAGGUAUCGACCAUCCAAUAAAGAUACAUUUUGUUUGUCGGA
Molecule: messenger RNA, 1908 nt
Organism: Salmo salar (Atlantic salmon)
Lineage: Eukaryota; Metazoa; Chordata; Actinopteri; Salmoniformes; Salmonidae
Source: RefSeq, a predicted model, not a curated record